CCGCCCCCUUCCCCUUAUUGGCUGAGCCCUGAUGUGAAACAAACUAAACUACACCCCCACACACACUUUUCAUUGUGGCUCUGAUCCAAAAGGAGGUCCAGACCGACCGACUCCGGGACCUGCAGGAUCUGCUCAGAGAUGGGUGAGUUUGUCCUUCUUCUACCUCCUUAUUCAUCCUUCCUUCUCUCCUUCUCUCCCUCACUCCUUAACUUGUCUCCUCUGUGUCUCAGCUGCUCAGAUCUCUGGUUUUCUCAUGGGGGUUCGGUCUGAGCGGGCGGCUCUCUGACCUUUGUUCUGUUUUUGUAAAGAUCUGGGAGUUAAAGGAACAGUCCGUAAGAUUCUCUCUCUAAUGAUCUUCUAAUGAUCUUCUUCUAAUUAUCUUCUUCUAAUGAUCUUCUUCUGCGGCUUCAGGGCUGAUGAUUCUCGCUCUCCUGUAAACUUCCCUGCAGAUCCACCUCAGACCGGCCCCAGGAUCUCUGUGAUCCUGUGUUCAUCUUUAGAUCUGCGUUCUCUCUGUUUAUUAUCCUCAUUAAUCUGAUCCGACCUCUUGGAGAGGAUCCAGGUCAGAUCCUGAGCCAACAUUUCGCUGUAGACCUGAACCUGAAAUUCAGGUCCAGGUGUGCGCAGACUACUUUGUGAAACGGUCUGAUGUAACCUGUUGGAGCUUAGGUCAGAUCAGGUUAAUCAAUAAUUCUGAUCGUUAAUCAGUGACUGGGUUAUGAGCUGCUGGUUAGAAGGUGAUAAAGAUAAUCCGAGAUAAGACCAAAGAGAGAGAGAGAUCUAGAAAUGUGUAAACAACCCCAGACUUCCUGUGCGCUGUAGACCCGCUGUAGUCUCUGUGUCCUGGUUUUAGUCUGUGGUUCAGAUUCACAUUAAACUCCUUCAGAGCCGCUGAAGUCCUGAAAGGAGGUCACUUUAAAACCAGGCAGACAAAAACCAACAGAAACUGUUUCCUGUUUAUUUAUGAGCAGAAAAUAAAAAUUAAUGAGAGUUUAAUAUACUCAUAUAAUAAUGAUAAUAAUAAUAUUAUAAAUAAAUAACAUGGAGUAAAAACCUGUUUGGACAAAGUGAUGUACGCUCGUUCACUGAAAACACUGAAGUUUUUAUCUUAGAAUAUUGAUUGUUGAUCAUUCACACACCUUCACAAAUCUCUUCGAUUAACAUUCCAUGACAUGGAAACAUACCUUUAUCUUGGCGUUUUUUCUCUUCUUCCUCUUUCUUUUCUCUGCUCCUGAAGGAUAUGUCCUUUUUAGCGACAUUGUUUUGUCCCACAACUAUCUGCUCUUUAGAUGCUCAGUGAACAUUUCACAGCAGGAAGAACAGAAUGGUGGGCGGAGCUUUGACAUAUCGGCAGUAAGAAUCAUAGGCCUACAUCAGCAGCAGCCCUAAACUGUUUUUACUUUAUUUUAUUUUUACAAUAAUUUGAUCAUACAGAAAGCAUCACUCAUACAUGCAAAAAAAAAAAAAAAACUUUUUUUUUUAUCGCUCUUGGGGGCCCCCUACUGGCCACGGGGCUUUGGCUUUGUUAGUACUGCAGGUUAUGAUGUACUAUUCAGAUUUUUUGUUCGAUUUGUUCUAUCCAAUCUUUUUGUGUGUUCACAUUACAACAAUAAAUGCGGUAUCUAAUGUGAAUGGAAUGCGUCCGUGAAGUGACCCGCAUGCGCACAAAGCACAAAUUGCUUUCCGUGCCUGUUUGUGUUUUCGAACAAUGGUGACGUUUGUCGCAUAUUGUUGACGUAUAGGUUGCAUGAAUGCGACCUGAGCGUCCACACUGCAGUCACAUCGGAUACAUAUCUGAUUUAUAUCCACAUACAAAAGAGGCCUGGGUCAGAUUUGAAAAAAUCAGAAUUGCACUGUUCACUCUGACAUGAAAAAAUCUGAUAUGUGUCACACAUGGUUAAAAAAUCAGAAUUGACCUGCAGUGUGAACAUAGCCUUAGGCUGUGUCUCAUUUCAGAGACCGCACUGUCGAACGGCGUCGACCGGCGCAUUUGAAGCGUGCAUGGUGUCAUCACGCGGCGCGAACAGUGUCCCAUUUGGCACAAAAUGCGAAGCACGCUUAACAUUUUUCAAGCGUGCAUUUGGAGACACAGCGCGUCCUUAAAGAAAAUACAAGAAAUCCAAAAACAGCAGACAGUCAGCUCAGGCUGUAUGAGCACAUGAUCUCUUAGCUCACUAAAAUCUGUAAACCAAACAUUAUAGAUUUAGAGACGAACUGAUCCGCUCGGCUACAACAAUCAAAAACAUUAGAAAUAAGAAAGCUGACAAAACUACAGCAGAGGAUCAGGACAACAUUGAGUUUUUUUUUUUGUUGUUUUUUUUAAGAUUUAGAGAUUAAAGUUGUAGACUUAGGAGAAUAAAGUCAUAAAGUAAAUAAAGUCAUAAAGCUGCUUUUGUGGAGGGGGAAAUGACUGAAGCUGGUCAUCUGCAGGGUUAUCGGUGGAUGCAUCAGCGGGUCAUUCAGGGUUUUUGUGGUUUCUGAAGAAACAAUCCAACUGAUGAUGAUCAACAUUUGAGAUCCAGAGGGAGUCGAGCUCCGACGAGCACCACGUCUCUGACACCAACGGUAACCUACACCUGCAAGGACACCAACACCUUAUUAUGGCAUAUGGAUUCAUAUCAUAAACUAAAGCUCAAUGUCAUUCACGGAUAUUUACGGCUGCAUAAACUGAUAUAUCCUCAGCAUAUCCAUUUCUGCCUCCACAAAAGCAGCGAUUUCCUUCAAGUACACCUGUUUUUUCCCCGUGGAAAAGACGUAUUUCUCAUAUAUUCUUUUUUAAGUCUUUAUACUUGUGACAAUGUGAUGCUGAUGUGCCAAAGGAUGAAGUAUCUCCUUGUUUGUGAAACCUAUACUGAAGUUCCUUUAAAUGCUUCAUGGCCCUAAUUUUAACAACUCUCCUCUGAAAUAACAGGUAACCUUAUGACUUUAUUCUCAUAAAUUAAUGACUUUAUUCUCGUAAAUUCACGACUUAAAUCUCGAAGUCUUUAAAAAAAAUUCUCAAUAUGGCCCUCAUACUCCUUAAUACAAAACAAUCAUUGGAUGAAUUUUGUGGGAAUGAUCUGUGCUUGUAUGUAUCUAUUGUCUUGUGUCUGUGAAAGGUCGCACAAUUAAAAAAAUAAAUGCUGCGCUCUGUGGCUUUUCUUCAAGUCAGUCGUGACAUAAGCCUGAGGGCGGGGACAUUUUACGACUCAACCAGGAAGUUCCAUUUCCCAUUUCAGCGACCGCAUCAGGCUGAGCGCACUUAAGCGGACUGGAGUGGACUGGAGUACCCUGUAGUACUUGAGCCAAGAACCAAAAUUUCACAUAUCGGUACCACCUGGGUGGGCAAAUUCUAGUUGUGAUUUUUUUAUUGCUAUACAUCCCUACAAUAAGUUUUUAUAUGAUAGACCUUGGUAACUGGUAGCUUAAUCUAAUAGCAUUAUAAUAACACAACUUUAAUAUGACACUGACAUAUUUUCAAUGCAGGAACUCAAUAUACAAUCAUCCUGGCUGGUGCAGGGCAAGAAGACAUUAGCAACAAAAUAAGAUCUACUGAUGUAUACACUCUAUACAAUCAUCUGAGAAAAACUCAAAUUCCUAUUCAAAGUCCUAUUCUUUCCAUAAGGAACAGUGACAGCAAAUAUGACUGUCAAGUUUUGGCUUAGUACAUAAUACUGUCACUGAGUCACAGUGGGUCUGUUAACAUAGCUCCUUUUGGUCAUCAUUUAUUAAUCAACAUCAGUAAUCGACAUCAGUAUCUGUAUCUUCUUCUACAUCUGAGUCUGCCGGGUGUGCAAGGGGCUCUUCCUCACUGUAUUGGUUGGCACAAGUUUGUAAUUUGCACAGGUUUGUGCACUUCAGCCCAUUGCUGAGACAGGCGCAGUCUGGUGGUUUGCAUGUCCUCACACACUUGCAGGAUAGCAUUUUCUCAGAUGAUUGUAUAGAGUAUAUACAUCAGUAGAUCUUAUUUUGUUGCUAAUGUCUUCUUGCCCUGCACCAGCCAGUAUGAUUGUAUAUUGAGUUCCUGCAUUGAAAAUAUGUCAGUGUCAUAUUAAAGUUGUGUUAUUAUAAUGCCAUUAGUCUGCAUUUAUUUUACUUCUACUUCUAAGUAAAAAAAUAUCCUUAAUUUAGACCUUGAUUUAGACCUGACAAUUGGCUAAUUGAAGCUUAUAUAUACACACCUGUAUUAGAUAAAUUACUUGAAAUACUACUUAGGGGGUUAAUACAAGUCUCUAUGGCUAGCCAAUAGUUCAAACACACCUAAAUGAGAGGUUAAAAUGAAAGAAAGCUAAUUUUGAAGGAAGGCGAUUUUUCAUUUUUGAACAGCUGCACUCUAUUACUUUAAUGAGUGAUAACUACAAUAAAGCUACCAGUUACCAAGGUCUAUCAUAUAAAAACUUAUUGUAGGGAUGUAUAGCAAUAAAAAAAUCACAACUAGAAUUUGCCCACCCAGGUGGUACCGAUAUGUGAAAUUUUGGUUCUUGGCUCAAGUGCUAUGAUACCUGAAAGAACUGCUCCCCCAUCAAAUUGGGCCACUCCCACCUCAUCAACUCAUUUAAUUAGACACAGGUUUGAUUCAUUUAUAGAAAAGAGCAGUGUGACCCAAAAAGAGUAUGACUUUUAAUGUGCUUUUGACUUUCUGUGUUGCUUUUGGAGUUAACAAAAAUUCGCCUAUUGAGGAAAAUAACAAAAUGAGAAAAAAUAUAAAAAGCUACCCCUAUGAAAAGUCUAUCAUUUUUUAAUUUACUUAUAUUGACCCUAAAAACAAUUUAGUAUAUGUAAGGUUUUGCCCACCCAAGUGGUACCGACAUCUGGUCCGGCUCAAGGACUACUGGGUGAGAUUGUCCGUCAGGAUCGCGUCACGACUGGCUUGAAGAAAAGCUGCGGAGCGCAGCAUUUAUUUUUUAACUGUGCAAUCUUGCACAGACACAAGACAAUAGAUACAUACAAGCACAGAUCAUUUCCACAAAAUUCAACCAAUGAUUGUUUUGUAUGAAGGAGUAUGAGGGCCAUAUUGAGAAUUUUUUUUCGAGAUUUAAGUCGUGAAUUUACGCGAAUAAAGUCAUUAAUUUAUGAGAAUAAAGUCGUAACCUGUUAUUUCAGAGGAGAAUUGUGAAAAUUAGGGCCAUGAAGCAUUUAAAGGAACUUCAGUAUAGGUUUCACAGACAAGGAGAUACUUCAUCCUUUGGCACAUCAGCAUCACAUUGUCACAAGUAUAAAGACUUAAGAAAGAAUAUAUGAGAAAUACGUCUUUUCCACGGGGAAAAAAACAGGUGUACUUGAAGGAAAUCGCUGCUUUUGUGGAGGCAGAAAUGAAUAUGCUGAGGAUAUAUCCGUUUAUGCAGCCGUAAAUAUCCGUGAAUGACAUUGAGCUUUAGUUUAUGAUAUGAAUCCAUAUGCCAUAAUAAGAUGUUGGUGUCUCUGCAGGUGUAGGUUACCGCCGGUGUCAGAGACGUGGUGCUCGUCGGAGCUCAACUCCCUCUGGAUCUCAAAUGUUGAUCAUCAGUUUGAUUGUUUCUUGAAAAACCACAAAAACUCUCUGAAUGACCCACUGAUACAUCCACAGAUAACCCUGCAGAUGACCAGCUUCAGUCAUUUCCCCCUCCACAAAAGCAGCUUUAUGACUUUAUUUACUUUAUGACUUUAUUCUCCCAAGUUUACAACUUUAAUCUCUAAGUCUUAAAAAAAAAAAAAACUCGAUGUUGUCCUGAUCCUCUGCUGUAGUUUUGUCAGCUUUCUUAUUUCUAAUGUUUUUGAUAGUUGAAGCAGAGCGGAUCAGUUCGUCUCUAAAUCUAUAAUGUUUGGUUUACAGAUUUUAGUGAGUUCAGAGAUCAUGCUCUCAUACAGCCUGAGCUGACUGUCUGCUGUUUUUGGAUUUCUUGUAUUUUCUUUGAAGACGCGCUGUGUCUCCAAGCGAGUCCAGCCUCUCACCUGAAAUGCGCAGCUGUGCAGCGGCACGCAAAGAAUUCUGGGAUACCAACGGAACGAAAGCGUGCGUAUAUGCACGCUUGAAAAAGGGGCGGGGGCAGUGUGGUUUUGAGACCGAAUUUGAAGCGCAGUUAGCAUUUCGUGCCAAAUGAGACACCGUUCGUGCCGCGUGAUGACCUCACGCACACUUCAAAUGCGCCGUUCGAGGGCGCUUAUCCUGAUGCGGUCACUGAAAUGAGACACAGCCUUAGUUCACUUAUGCCUCGGGCCUGCUCUGCGUUCAGGGGAGGAACCGUCGUCUUGAUGACCUUGGAGUUUGCUGUCCUCCUGUGUUGGAGAAGACUCUAUCAGCUGAGACUUCUGUACUGUCAGACUAGAUUUCAGAAUCACUAAAGUCGCCCCCUGCUGGGUGUCAGAGAGAGUGCAUGUGUUGAGGGUCCUCUCUCUUAUCUUUAAAAACUCGGUUUCAGGUCCGAGUCUUUCUCAGACGUGUUGAGAUGAUCUGAUGAAGUGAAAACCUUGUCUCUGCUGCUGAAGGCUGGAGGUUCAAGGUCCGAGACAGAGGCUCCUCUGUUGAAGGGAAACCUGAACCGGGUCUGUGGUUCUGUUUGUACAAAAACUGAUCAGUUUCACAAAGUCUGGCAGACCCACAUAUCUUGAAUAUCUUUGACCCAGAGUCCUGGUUGGUGCUCUUUGUCUCUGUCAGAAAAGCAACAGAUUCAUGGAUUUACGGUCUUCACUUGUUUGAGGUUUGAGCUGGUUAGACAGAGACCGGGUUAGUCCAGAACCAGAACCUGACGGUGUUUUUCAGGUCUCUUUGGAAUUUGGACUUCAGCCUCCCCACUGAGCAUUUUUUGGUCUAUAAGAGGUCUAAUAGCCGUCUAAAUGUAGCGUAGUUGACUGGUCUAAAAUCAGGCUACCACAAGUCUAAAAAUGAAAGGUUUUUUAGAUGUCUAAAUUUAGACCAAAUUUAGACUAAAUCUAAAUCUGGGCUAUAUCUAUACUACACUGUACAUUGUUCAACAGCUAUCAUAAAUAUUUUGGUUAAGUACUUGAAAAACAAUUAUGGAACUCAGUUGCUUUUUGAAAUAAAUAAAUAUCAAAUAAUGGGUUAAAGUGCAAAGUCUAAAUUCUGUCUAAAAAUAUACAGAAUCAAGACGGUUGAAAUUAGGUCUAAAAAAAACUAAACGUCCAUUAGCCGUCUUUUGCUCAGUGGGUCUGUGAUAAUAAACCAGGACUGUCUCAGGCUGAUAAACUGGGUCUGGGUGGUCCAGUCCAGUCCAGUCUCAGUAAAAAAAAUCUGAAAGUUUUGAAAACUUUGACGUUAAUGCUAGUUAGCUAAUGUUAGCAUGCUAACAUGCUGAAAAGACAUUAUAUACGUAGAGCGUAAUCCAGCGUCGCUGCCAUAUUGGAUGAGUCCCUACUCCAGGCUCACUUAAGAGGCAAACGGGGUCAAUGGAGAACAAGCGACUAUGCCCAUUUUUUUCGCACUCUAUGGUUGAAAAACCCAACGCAGUAUUGAAACCAGAUCACGUAGGAAUACAGUUCACAAAUAGGAUCGAUUUAUUUUGAAUGUGUGACAUUGUCCUGUAUUAUUGCUACAUCCCUGCCAUUGUAACAAACCAAAAUCAGGCACAGAUUCAGAGAGUUGGGCAUUCCGAAACCCUUAUUCAUGCAUUCAUCUCAUCCCGUCUAGACUACUGCAACAGUCUCCUCCACGGCACUACCUCCACUCUCCUCAAUAAACUUCAGCUCAUUCAGAACUCUGCCGCCUGCCUCCUCACCCAUACACGCUCCCACCAACACAUCACCCCCGUCCUCCAGAACCUACACUGGCUCCCCAUCCCCCAUCGCAUUCAGUACAAAAUCCUCCUUCUCACCCACAAAGCACUCCACAACCAGGCCCCCCCCUACCUGCAAGAUCUUCUCCACCCCUACAUCCCCCCGCACACCCUCCGCUCCGCUGAUGCCAACCUCCUCACAGUACCCUCGACCAAGCACCGAACCUGGGGGGACAGAGCCUUCUCAGUCUCUGCCCCCACCCUAUGGAACUCACUCCCACUGGACCUCAGAAAUUGCUCCAACCUUACCAAAUUCAAAACCCAGCUCAAAACUCACCUUUUCCGCACUGCUUUUCAUCUUCCUUACCCCCCCCCCCCCCCCCUGAUUGUUGAUUUUACCUGAUUUUACUUGAUUUUAAUUGAUAUUGAUGUAUUUUAUUGUAUAUUGAUGUAUUUUUAUUGUAUACUGAUAUAUGAUUUUAGCUAUGUACAGCGUCUUUGAGUCUUUGAAAAGCGCUUAACAAAUAAAAUGUAUUAUUAUUAUUAUUAUUAUUAUUCCUACCUACCUUAAUGCACUGGAGGCGCAUGGGGACCCAUCCAAGAUGGCGGCCGCGCUGAUAUGUGAGCUCCAAUAGGCAGUGUCAGGCUUUGAGGCGCCUACGUAUAUUAUGUCUAUGGAAGAGUUAGCAUGUUAGAGCGCUAACUUUAGCAUUUAACUCCAGCAGAACAUUAAGAGGAGCCGAGUCUGACCUCUGACUUCUGUGUGGUCCUCUGUAGUAAAAACAGAGUCAGGAAGGUGAUGACCUUUGACCUGUUCCGUCUUUUUUUUAAAUUACAGCCAACUGUACAGGAUGUGGACCAGGAUACGCCACCCCACUGGACGCCAUGAAGGGUCAGUCUGAGCACAGAUAUAAACACAUUUGGUCACACGGCGGGAGGUGAUUGAUAUAUUGACUGAUUGAUUGGUUUUCCUGUCUAAGGUCCUCGGGAGCAGAUCGUCUAUCUGCCCUGUAUCUACAGGAACACCGACAUUCAAAAACCGGACUAUCUCGCCACUGUGGACGUGGACCCUGAGUCACCGACGUACUGUCAGGUACAAAGAGCGGACCCGCCUCUGUCACAGUACCACAUGUACUGAUUCCAUAUAACUUCGUAUGAUAGAUUAAGUCAUGAUGAAAUAUGGUAUGAUAAAAUAUGUCAUGAUAAAAUGAUAACUUUUGUCAUGGUUUGAUAAAAUAUGAUAUGACAAAAUAUGACAUGGUAGGAUAUGGCAUGAUAAAAUAUGGCAUGAUAAAAUACGGUGUGAUAAAAUCAUGAUAAAAUAGGGUAUGAUAAAAUAUAUCAUGAUAAAAUAUGGUAUAAAAAAUAUGGUUUGAUAAAAUAUGUCAUGAUAAAAUAUUGUAUGAUAAAAUAUGUCAUGAUAAAAUAUGGAAUUGUAUGGUAUCAUACAAGAAUUGAGGUUUGAGCAGGUAACGACGGAGGAAACAUGAAGCGGACACAUUGCUGAAAGAAACUGUUUCCUCUCAUUGUUUCACAAAAAUGUGAGGAGAGUUUUUAGCUCUGCUUUGACCUGCUGUGACCUUUGACCUUUGAAGGUUAUCCACCGGCUGCCGAUGCCAAACCUCCGUGACGAGCUUCAUCACAGCGGCUGGAACGCCUGCAGCAGCUGCUUUGGAGAUGCCACCAAGAAACGUAACCGUCUGAUUCUGCCGUCACUCAUCUCCUCCAGAAUCUAUGUGGUCGACGUCGGCACUGACCCCAGGGCACCACGGUUACACAAGGUACGCACGGAGUCGACCUGACUGCAGCAAACUGUAGCCCAGCUCAUGUUCAGGUCCUCUCUGCAGUUUCUCAGUUAAGGGGCGGAGCUGAGCGACUCUGAUUGGCUGACAGAGCUCUGACUUUAACUUUACGUAACUUUGAAAGUAAACAGAUGGAGAGAUUCAAAUUUCAUCAAAGUUCAACAUCUGCAGCUUUUACCUCUAAAAUUCAAACAUCUGCUGGAGUAGAUCUGUUUGUUUUCAGAUGAAUUUCAGAAAAAAAAAAAAAAAAACAAAAAAAAAACUGAGGAAAAGCUGAGUCAGCAAACACACAAAAACAGCAGCUGUCCUGAAGGGUCAUGGUCUCUGUGGGGUCCUCUUAGUCUGCAGUGGCUGAAAUAAGGAGUCUGGAGGUGGCUGUGCUGAUCCUGGUCCUGAAGUCUGGUGUUACGGGGAGGCCCAGGAUUCACAGAAAGACAGGAGAACGGGUUCAGACCAGGAGUAAGGGUUUAGACCAUUUCAUUUUCCUUUAUUUAGAUCUCCAUUAGCUGUGGCUAAGGCCUCCUGGAGUUUACAUUAACAAUUAGCUCUCCAUCUUAGUGCAAAGACACAAAAAAAACAUCACGCCACAAACACAAAGACAACGUUAAUAACUACAACAACUCACAACUGCCUACAAGACAAAAACAAAACAACAAAACUAGAACAAUACAAACAACAGACACAUUUUACUGGACCUUAUUCAUUUUCACACUGUAGCUAUAGUUCUGAAAUAAUCAGAUGUUCAAAUAUCAACAUACAUUCCACAUAAUUAAAUUAAUUCACAGAAACAGUACCCAAUACUUAAGCAGACCUUAAAUAUAUCAAGUAAAUCAGACAAACACUGAUUGAUUCUACAAAGUAGCUUCAUCUAAAUAAGGAGCUGUUUGACUAAUAAAUGUUCUUUUACUAGAUCUUUAAAGUAAAGAUCAGGAGAGCAGGUUUAUCAUCAAUCAGUCUUUAUUUAUAUAGCACUUUUCAGACACGACCGUGUAGCACAAAGUGCUUUACACAGAAAAAGGAAUAAAAGAAACAAAGAAAACCCAAAUCUACCCCAGCCCAACCCCUCAUUCCCAUCCCAUGAUCUAAACAGAAACAGAAACAGAAUUAAAAUGCAUGUACUUAAAAAGGGCCUUAAUGUGCACUGAGGAAACGCCAUUUUAAAACUCAAGAUAAGGAAACACUGGAGUUUUUAAAAUCUAAAAACGAAGCAACAUAGAAUAAAGAUUAAAGAUACUAAAAUAAGAGCACCAAAAUAGCUCAAUAAAAGAUGAUCCUAUCAUUAAAACUAGAAAGAGAUAAAUGCUAAAACACUCAAACAAAGUUAAUGAUAUAAAAUUAAGUUAAAAACUAAAAAGGUAUGUUUUCAGUUUAGACCAGGAGAGCGUGUUUAGACCCAGACUCGGAGUGUUGAUUCAGCUUGACCCGGUGAAGACAGCAGCUGGUUUCUGUAAAGUUAAAGAAAACAAACUUUCAGACCCACUUUAAGGGUUAAAUUAAAAAAUGUAGGGGGGGGGGGGGGGGGGUCAUCCUGAGUUCACUGCAGAUAAACAAUCUUGACUCUCUGAAGUAUGUUGUUGAUCUUGUUGUUGGCGAUAAAGGAUCUGAAUAAACAUGUCCGUCAGUCUGCUGAGUCAGAGACUCUGAUAAAGACUGAGAAGAGGAUCCUGGAGAACUGCUCGGUGUUUCCCUAAGGUCACAGGAAAUGGAUCAGAAUUGUCCGAUUCAAUAUGGAACCAAGAGAAUUUAUAAAAAGUUGGAUCAUUUAAAGGCAGUUUAGUCUAAAUCCUUUAAUUUAAAUAAGGUUAAAUUAAAAUAUCUAUGUUUGAACCAUCGUGACACAAGUCACAGUUGGGGACAAGAUGCUCUUUCAUAAAUGAAUCCUCCUUUCUGAGACUCUGCAACCGGGUCUGGGUACUCGUUAGGGUCACGUGGGCUGCUGUGGUCCCCUGCUGCCCCCUAUAGUCCAGUCAGAUUCACUGAAACCUUCAGAGUCAUCCUGGUUUGAUCCAGAAUGAGCCCAGACAGACCCUUAGUCCAGUACCUCACAUGUUCCUGUAUUCAGAGACAAACUUUGAGAAAACGAAAACCUUUAAAAGAACAGUUUAACCCUUUUUCCACAGGGGGCACCACAAUCCUGAAGUUCUUCUCAGGAGAAGUUUUGAUAAGUGUGUGAUGGUUUGUUUGUUUUCCUCAGAUGGUCGAACCCGUCGAUGUCUUCUGGAAGUGUGGCUUGGCGAACCCACACACCACCCAUUGCCUCGCCAACGGACAGAUCAUGAUCAGCUGUAUGGGAGACCCCCAGGGCAACGGCAAGGGUGAGACUCAGAUGACGGACUCCAUCAUCGGUGGAGGUCUUACCCCCAAUUUCCACCUCAUCCAGAACAGCUACGAAAAGCUCGUAUCCUCCGAUCUUAGCUGAUCGUAACCAUUCAAGUUAACAUGUCAAUUUCCACUGGCUUUUUUCCGUUCCUCUGCGGAUCGCCGGACUCCACAGCUGAUCGCAAGAGUUCUAUUUUUUCAGGACGCCGGAGCAUGCCGGAUAAAUUCAGCAUAGAUUAACCCGUGCUGGAAAGGAAGUCGGGCACAGACACAAAAUAAAACAUCAGGCUUCUUUUCAAAAUAAAACAUUGUGUAUUAGGCGGACCGUAUUUCACACCAUGCAAACGGGCAGAGAUGCACAAGUGAAAGAUUUUUACACGUCAUUUCACCCUGAUGACACCAUGGUUGAGGAGAUGCUGAUUCUAGAAGUCUAGAAGUAGAUUUCCUCCUCUGGAAGAACACAAUCAACUGCUUAUAUGCCUAUGUGGCUGUCUUUAUAGAGACAAUUCAUUAUCACGCAAUUGAACAUGAAUCCGCGGGUUCGUGAGUUCUCGCGAUCCACGAAAUUCGCCUCACAAAUGGAUCUGGUAGGAAUUGGCAGAUGGCGAAAAUCGCUGUUGUUCCGAAUGCAGUGGAAAUUGGGGGUAAAGGACUCUAAAGGACUCUUGUAUGUACCAUAAACCCUCUUCGUCUCUGAAGAGUCUCCCAGGAGUAGAUCCGUCCUAUGAGUCCUCUCAGAUUAUCUGAAUUUGAGGGUCUGGAUCUGAACGGUCUCCUAUCUUUUCUGUGGGACAGAGAAACUUUGACAUGGUAGAACCACGAUAGAGCUGUUCCUGAAUGUUCCAUGACAAUAGCUGGGACCGGUUAGAACCAGAUCUGAUCCGACACCAGGUUUUGACCCCCGUCCCCGCCCCUGACAUGUUUGCUGUCGUCCCCUCAGGUGGUUUCAUCCUGCUGGACGGUGAGACAUUUGAGGUGGUCGGGAACUGGGAGCACCCGGGUGAAGCUGCGUCCUUCGGAUAUGAUUUCUGGUACCAACCCAAACACAACGUGAUGAUCAGCACCGAGUGGGGGGCGCCCAAAGCUCUGGCUGACGGUUUCAAUCCAGCUCAUGUCAAAGAUGGUAAGGGGGGGGGGGGGGGGGUUGGUGGUCCGGUUUUGAGGUCUUAGAACCAGAACAGUUUUUUAAAGCCCCUGAUAGAGACCCACAGCUAAGGGACCAAACCAAACCAGACCAGUACAGACCUGAACUAAAGACCAGUUAGCAGAGGGGAUCCUCCUGUUAUCCUCUAGAGGAACUUCUAGGAGGCGCUGUUCUUACAUCAGACCCGCUGAACAGACCUUUUUUUUUUUUUUUUUUGAAACUUAUUUUUAUUAAACAUUCAGUUCAAAAUAAUUGUAAAGAGUGAGAACUGGAAAAGAACAGGAAUGGAAAAAUAAACAUACAAAUAUAUGUAUUGUUACACAGGGAGAGAAGAAUCAUAGUAACAGUGCGUACAUUUCAAGAAGGUAGGUCCAGAGUUUAGAGAUAUUUCAGUCAUUUUGUUCCAUUUGUCCUUCAUAUCAAAACAGGACAGAAACAUCCUCACCUUAGUGUCCAACAACACCUAGAGAGCAUAUCAGAUAGGACAGUGGGGGGCGCUGUACAAAAACUUGGCCUGUAGUGUAGGUCUAUUCUGCUGCUGGAGACCAGGUUCUAGUGUAUGAUUAAUGUAAGACCUCCUCCAGUUACACAAGAUCCUUGGUCUUAGUCCAAGAUAGAUAAUACAAGGGGGGUCGGUGUUGUUCACUAACCUGAAGCAGGGUGGUCUGAUCCAGCUGCAGGAGUCCACAUGAUGAGAGGUCUUUGAGAAAGGUACUGAGGACCUCAUAUGAUCCUCCUUUUCUUUCUCUUUCUUUCUUCAAGCCAAGGCAAUUUCUCAAUCUGACAAUAUCAUGUCACAUUACAACAUUUCUUAUCCAUUGGUUGGAAGGGAGCAGGAAGAAGAAACAUCUUAUAUUACCUAACCCCUCACUCAAAGUCUAAUUGUUCUAAUAAUCUAUCACUGAGCAACAUUCAUACAACAAAACAAACAGAAAAGAGUUUCAAAUGGAUUUAUCGGUCAAUGAUCUAUACUGCAGUCAUACCAUAAAGUAAACAAAACAAACAUAAUAAUAAAUAUAAAUAUUAGACAGCAUUUCAAGCUGACUUUUCUACAAGAAUCAUUGGUUACUUUUGUCCUAAUUUCUAAUUGCAUUUCCUUUAACAUUUUCUUGGCUUGUUAAAGAUUUGUACAGUUGUCUUCAGUUUAUUACUUUGACAGUUUCAUAGUUUAACCCCCACUACAGAGAUACACACUGCUUCAGAGUUGUCCGUACAAAUGAAAAAGUCCUCCUUUGUUCUCCAUCAUCUGAUCUGAUAUCAAACAGUUGUUGUAUACUUUCUGAUAAAAUUCUAUUUUUUGCUUUAUUACAGCCAGUGUUUGUGUUUCUACUAAAUAUUUGAAUUUCAGUAUUCCUGAUUAGAUAAACAAUCUGUUAGUAUGUCCUCUGUCUCCUACAUUAUGAAUAAUUCUUACUGCCUUUUUUGUUACAUGAUCAGCGGUCUUAUCCUUGUGAAGUAUGUACGGCCCCAAACUUCCUUCAUCUAGAUCACAAACCCAGCCCGGGUCAGGCUCAGGGUUUCAGGUUUUCCACCUUCAGCUCCAGUCAUUUAGAGUCAGGGGGUCAAGAUCUGAGAACCUCAAACAACAUGAGGUUCCUCAGCAGGUCAACAGAGGAACCACCUGCUAGUUCUUGUACCUUUGAAAAGACUAGGACCUGAGCUCACACAGGUUCUUCUCUUCGGGUCUCAGGUCACUACGGAACCUCCCUCAACAUCUGGGACUGGACCACACACAGGAAGAUCCAGACCAUCGAUAUGGGAGAGGAGGGUGCUAUCCCCCUGGAGGUCCGGUUCCUGCAUGACCCCAGAGCCACGGAGGGAUACGUGGGCUGUGCUCUGCAGGGAAACGUCUUCAGGUUCUACAAAACACCGGUCAGUAAUACAUGACCCCAACUGAGGACCACAGGGCCCUUUAUCCAGGUAUCUCAGAGUCCCCAUCCCAGAAAGAUCCCAGUUAGGGUUUAUUGAGACCAUACAAGACCAGAGAGUGGUUCAAGGUCAAGGACCUGGAACUGGCUCCAUGGUCUAACCCUGAAAUUCGAGAGCUCAAACAGUUCCUAAGAAAACUCGUGAGGACACAAGGUCCUCUUGAAACAGCUGGAGCUCUGAACUCUGCAGGACUGUCCUCAUAAACAUAGGAAGGUCCUGUGGCUCUUCAUAAAGAAAACAACCUCAGGUGUCGCCAGGCUCUCUACCUGUUAAAGGAAGUUCUGAAUCUCCAUGGUAACCAGAUAAAUGCCGUCAAGUCUUUCACUCAUGUGGGUCCAGAUGGGUCGAGUCUUUCCCACCUGGAGGACGGGUCUUUGUGAGACAUUAAACCUGGUCUAGACCUGGUCUUUUAGAAAGUGUCUGGGAUAACGACUGCUGUGAUUUGGCUUUAUAAAUCAAGAUUGAUUGAUUGAUUGAUUGAUUGAUUGAUUGAUUGAUUGAUUGAUUGACUGACAGAAAGGAGACUGGGCAGCAGAGAAGGUGAUCAGCGUUCCCAGUAAAAAGGUGGAGGGCUGGAUGCUUCCUGAGAUGCCUGGUGAGUCUCUCUGACUGACUAGUUACCAUCUGUUUAACUUGUUACCAGUUUGUCCACCUGAGCUGACAACAGUUCGUCUGACUUGUUACCUCAUCUGAGUAACUCGUAACCUGUCUGACAGUGGUGUUACCAAUCAGUGUGACUUGACACCUGUCUGUGUGUGACUGGUCUGUCGGACUUGUCACCUGUUUAUCUGACUCGUUGCCUGUUUAUCUGACUCGUCACAUGUUCAUCUGACUUGUUGCCCGUUAUCGGACUCGUUACCUGUUUAUCUGACUCGUUGCCUGUUUAUCUGAGUCGUUGCCUAUUUAUCUGACUCGUCGUCUGUUAAACUGACUUGUUGCCUGUUUAUCUGACUCGUUGCCUGUUUAUCUGACUCGUCGCCUGUUUAUCUGACUUGUUGCCUAUUUCUCUGACUCGUAGCCAGUUAAUCUGACUAGUUGGCGGUUUAUCUGACUCUAUUUCUGCAUAUCUGACUCAUCACCUGUUUAUCUGACUCGUUGCCUGUUCAUCUGACUUGUUGCCUGUUUAUCUGACUUGUUGCCUGUUUAUCUGACUCGUUGCCUGUUUAUCUGACUCGUUGCCUGUUUAUCUGACUUGUUGUCUGUUUAUCUGACUUGUUGCCUCUCUGUUUUAUUUGUUUGUAACUGACCUCUUCGUUCCUCCUCAGGUGACUUGUAACCCUUUUUAAAAACUCGUUACCUGUCUUGUUGACUGGUUUGUCAAUCUUUUGACUUGAAAUUUAGUGACGUAUUGCAUGUCUACCUUUCUUGCCACCUGUCUGUCUAAAUGGUCACCUGUUCAUGUGACUUGUUGUCUGUUUGUUUUCUUAACUUGUAUCUGACAUGUGACCUUGUCUAAAUAUCUUGUUACUGGUCGAGUUGACUCGUCAAUCUGACAUGUGACCUUUUUUGACCUUGGUUCUCUCACCUGUCUAACUCCUCACCUGUCGUUCUGCUCAGGUCUGAUCACGGACAUCCUGCUCUCAUUGGAUGAUCGCUUCCUCUACUUCAGUAAUUGGCUGCACGGUGACAUCAGGCAGUAUGACAUCACAGACAGGAGGAACCCCCGAUUGGUCGGCCAGGUCUGAAUGUUGAUACACCUGUCCAAUGACGAGCAGGUGAGACCGUACUGUGAGAGAGCUUACCUGUCCGUGUGUUUCAGGUGUUCCUGGGAGGAAGUCUCAUAAACGACGGUCCGGUCAAAGUCCUGAAAGACCCAGAGAGCCAGCAGCAGCCGCCGCCACGAGUCAUCCAGGUACCAGAGACAGGAGGACGCAGUGAGACAGAAGGCAGGGAGACAGGAAGCAGUGAGACAGGACGCAGGGAGACAGGAAGAAGGGAGACAGGACACAGGGUGGCAGGAAGCAGUGAGACAGGAUGGAGUAGACGUGUCUGUUUGUUCAACAUGAUGUCCUUUAGGCUUAAAUGACCUUUAUUGACCUUUCUGCUGUUAUAAUUGUCUCAAUGUCAACCCAUCUACACACCUGUCUCCCCCUCUCACCUGUCUCCUUUUCUCACUUGUCUAACCUGUCUACCCCUCUCGCCUGUCUCCCUCACCUGUCUGUCUCUCAGGGGAAGCGUAUCCCAGGCAGUCCUCAGAUGCUGCAGCUGAGUUUGGACGGUCGCAGACUCUACCUGACUACGUCUUUGUACAGCGGCUGGGACAAACAGUUCUACCCUGACAUGAUAAGGUACUCACAGUACUACAGUACUCCUGUUACAUGAAUACUACCACUACUGCUGCUACUUGAUAUUUUAUAGUCAAUACACAAACAUAACAAAACAUAAAAACAUUUUAAAAAAACAGUUUAAUGAAGAAAAACAGAGAUGAACAAGGAAAGAAACAUGUUAAUACAAUUACAAUUUGGGGUUAACCCUGAAAAGGGUUAACCCCAAAUUUCCACUGUAUCCGGAAUGGCUCCAAUCCGGAGCCAUCCCAAUCCAUCCACCAAUUCCUACCGGAUCUUCUGGACUUCUAGAAUCAGCAUCUCCUCAUCCAUAGUGUCAUUGGGGUGAGAUGACGUCUAAAAACCUUUCACUUGUUCGUCUCCGCCUGUUUACAUGGUGUGAAAUACGAUCCUCCUGAAACACGCCUAACACACAAUGUUUUGUUUUGAAAAGAAACCUGAUGUUUUAUUUUGUGUCUGUGGCUGACUUCCUUUCCAGCACGGGUUAAUCUGUGCUGAAUUUAUCUGGCAUGCUCUGGCGUCCCGAAAAAAUAGAACUCUUGCGAUCAGCUGUGGAGUCAGGCGAUCCGCAGAGAAACGUAAAGGACCUGGUGGAAAUUGACACAUUAACUUGAAUGGUUACGAUCAGAUAUGAUCGGAGGAUACAACCUUUUAGUAGAUGUUCAGGAUGUGGUGGAAAUCAGGGGUUAGACUUAUCCAUCUGUGAUAUCAGAUAAGAGGACCGUUUUAAGGCGACUCUGGAAGACUCUGAUCCUGUUUACUGAGUUGAUGUUGAUCCUCAAUAUUUAGAGAUUUGUCGUCUCAGCUCUCACAGUUUAAUGACAGAUUUCAACAUAAGAAGAGCUUCUGUACACUUCAACGUCCAAUCAGGGAGUGGUAUUUGAUAAGGGGGUGUGUCGGACAGUGAAAAGACUUCAGGGAAGGCUUCUCUGUGUAAACUCUCUCACCACUCCUCUGAUUUCCCUCGUCUGGAUCCUCAGAUCCACAUAAAGGGUUUUGGAACAACGCUGGUCUACACUGUUGGCCCGCUGAGAUCUGACCCAGAAUAACCUCUCUCUGUCUCUCUGUCUCUCUCUGUCUGUCUGUCUCUCUCUCUUUGUCUCCCACAGGGAGGGCUCUGUGAUGAUGCAGAUCGAUGUGAACACAGAUAAAGGAGGUCUGACUCUGAAUGAAAAAUUCCUGGUGGAUUUCGGUAAAGAGCCUGAGGGUCCGGCUCUGGCCCACGAGCUCAGGUAUCCUGGUGGAGACUGUACCUCUGAUAUCUGGCUGUAACGGCACACCUGAGCGAGCGCACACCUGAGCGAGUGAGACGAUCUUAACCAAGUCAAACUAGAGCUUAGAUCAGUAUCAUUAAAAUCACUGAGGUUGAGCCAACACUGACUCUGAGUUUCCGGCUAGUGGUUAAUCCAAGUCAGCAGGAUCAAAACUGGACCAGUCCGGGGUCAGACCAUGGUCAGACUUGGUACAGACCCGGGUCAGAACAGGGUCAGACUGAGAGAUUAGCAUGUAGCCUGUUAGCUUCAGAGUUUUCUGCCAUGUUGGAUUUAUCUCUGACACUUUAAUAAAACCUUCUCACUGUCUGUUCCUGAAUAAAAUCAUCUCAUUUAUCAAACAGAAGAAUA
Messenger RNA from Xyrichtys novacula (pearly razorfish), 18789 nucleotides. NCBI's taxonomy places the organism in Eukaryota, Metazoa, Chordata, Actinopteri, Labriformes, Labridae. The record is from the annotation of a GenBank genome assembly.